Octopus bimaculoides (California two-spot octopus) is the source of this 3715-nucleotide messenger RNA. RefSeq lists its product as uncharacterized. Lineage: Eukaryota; Metazoa; Mollusca; Cephalopoda; Octopoda; Octopodidae. Gene Ontology annotation, molecular function: protein binding. Gene Ontology annotation, biological process: SCF-dependent proteasomal ubiquitin-dependent protein catabolic process. The record is from RefSeq and is a predicted model, not a curated record. Gene Ontology annotation, cellular component: SCF ubiquitin ligase complex.
GACGCCCACCAGCAUUGCAUUAUGGGGCCUUGCCUUAAACCGGGGGGCAGCAACGAUGAAUACUUUAGUAGUUCGGAUUGUUUAAACUCGGACAUUUCAGGAGAAAACCUUUUUGAAAACUCUCAAUUGGGAUAGGUUGCUUUGAUUUCCUGCUUGUAUAAACCAAAAAUUGGAUCCACAUACAGUAUAAGUCCACUGCAAUACUGUCGUUGAGCGAGAACAGAUGUAGGUAAAGACUAUCUCUCGGCAUAAUUGUUAACAACAACAGUUUCUCAUUCCACUGACAAAUGAUAUCAAAUAUUUCAGUUGAUUUUUUUGACAAUUAGAUACAUAGAGCUCUUCACAAUUAUUACAUUUAUUUAACUACUUGCUUGCCUGUUUCUAUUCUUCUGUAUGGUUAUUAUUUCUACGACUAGGUUUGGUCAUUUUGCUUGACAGACUUGUGACAAGAGAAGAGAGUUGACACUAUUGUUGGGUAGCAACAACUUGUUUAGGGUGGCUAAGAAAUCGUUCAAGUAGCUAGUAUUUAGAAAAAACUUCUGAAUUGAUGGUAGUAGAUUACAAAUUUCAAUAGAACAAUGUCCUUCUAGUUACCUCUCUCUUUUAUUUAUUAUCAACUCGUGUGUGUAUAUAUAUAUAUAUAUAUAUAUAUAUAUUAUACACCAAUGGUCACUCUCUGACCAGUCAUAACAAACAACCUUAUCUCUAUCUAACUAUAUAUAUAUAUAUACAUAUAUAUAUAUAUAUAUAUUAUACACGCGCACACACAUAAACAGUGGCCAAUUGAAACCUACAGAACAAAUGAGCGGAUGUAAUUGUGAUGCAUUGCACUAUGGGAAAAGAUGAGUAUGAUAAAUCAAAAGGUGGAAUCCUCAAAGCAAGUACAUUAGAACAGACUGACAAUCAACUACCCAUCGGUGGUAAAAUAGAUGUGGCCUGGGACAAUUAUAGUCCAAUCAAUAGUUUUAAAGACUCUUCAAAAAUCUCACUUAAUAACAGUAUAGGACAAGUAGCACAUGAAUUUCACAGGAAUAAUAGUCAAAGUAAAGAAUUUGCAAGUGGAUCCAGUCGAUGCAAGAACAAAAGAAUUCCUUCCCAAAACUCUGUGAAGUCUUCAUUAUCAGCUAUAUUAUUAGAGAAUAAUGAUGAUCAUCACCUUGACAAAUCAAAUGGUCCACUGGUUACAGAUUCCAUUGAUGUUAGUCCUCUUGAUAACAACUCUGAUAAUGAAGAUUUGGGGCUGACAACACAUCGGCCUGAUAUCAAUGCUAACCAAAAUAUUGAUUUGGUCAGGUCAUCUAAUUUUUCGAAUACAAUUACUAACUUGUUUAAUCAAAGUCAUAGGAAAAAGAAAGACAACACCAGUAAAUAUCAUGGAGAAGAUAUGUGGAGAAAUAACAGGAAAAUUGUUGGCAAAGGAAAAAAUGAUAAUUUUUACAAUCAGUCUCCUUCAUCAGUAACAUCUAAUAGUUACAUAAUGCAUGACCAAGAGAACCUUGGUUAUCAACAACAGCAGCAACAACAACAACAACAUAACUAUGAGCAAUAUGUUAUUCCCCAAAACUUUGCCUAUACAGCAGAUGAUAUUUACCGAAAGGCACUAUCUGUUGGAUCUUAUCCUAAUUUAAUGACUCCUAAGAAAGUCCCUGAGAUGUUUAAUUUUGUGAAUGCAUUGGUGUCGCCACCCUUUUUUGCACGUUCAUAUCACCCAGAACAGAGGCAGCAAUCACAUGCAUCAUCCCAGUUUUAUUCUGCUAUCCCACCUGAUGGAAAUGGUUGUCUUAAGAUACCGCAGCAGUCUCCUGGACAUGGCUAUCAUUCAAACUCUAUUCAUCAGACCCAAGACUACAUUAAUUCUUUCUAUGUUGACAAUUCUCAGCAUUUAGAUAGCAGACGUCAUUGUACUAAUGUAGACUAUCCUGAUCAACAUUACCAGUUGCAUCAAAAUGUUAAUGUCCCAACAAACCGCUGUCAUGAUACUUGGCGAAACCAAACUGGUGAGGAAUUUUGUAAUGCAAUUGAAAGAAACAAAUGCUGCACCAACAGCAAACCAAUAUUUCGAUCACGGUCUUUGUCAGCUGUUGAGCAGUCUAACCUCUGUCCUGAUAGAGGUUCUCCUCCACAUAAAUCAAAUUACGACUUUGGCAAAGUUGAAAACAGCUUUAAAAACUUUCAUAUUGGACAUGUUUCUUCAGACAGCCGUCACUUUAACCAACAAUGUACCCCACAGAGGAAUAAGUUUAAUUCUCUUUUAACUCCUGAAAAUACAAUGAUGCAAACAUUCAUGUAUGUGUGUCCUGAGUGUCAUUCUGAAAAUGCCAUGCAUGCCCAAUAUUGCACUUAUUGUGGAGAAUCUUUAACUGAAAGAGCUCAACCAGCUGUCUAUCCUCCAGAUAGUAUGUAUACUAACUUCAGAGAUGAAGAAUUCUCUUAUCCUUGUGAUAUUAAUAAUGAUGAUAAUGUAUUUAAUGAAUCUCUCUCACAUGCUAGUUCUUUCCCUAAUAGCCAUUUGCAGUCUUCCUCCAACUAUAGAAUCACUAAAGCAACUGGGAGAAGGCAGUAUCAAAUUCAGAAAGAGACAAGCCACUCAUUUUCUCCUGGGGAACAUCGUGCUUUCCAUUCUGGAGCCAGUAAAUCUGAAUGUUAUUCUGAUACAGAGGUUACCCUCAAAUCACCAUCAACUCAUAAAAUAUCAUCCUCUUGUGAAUGGGAAGAUUCUUCUCAAGAUAAUUUAGCAACUCCAAUUUUUGCAAUGGAUGAAGAAAUGUUGAACCCUGCUGACCAGAAUAUUAAUUCGGUAUCACAGUUGAAUUUGAAUGAUUCUAUUCUUGAUUGUGGGAGCUUUUCAGAAGCAGACUUAGAGUUAGUCACAGCUCAGCAACACCAACUAUCAGAAGAGAAUUCUGAUAAACCUUCAGGCAAAUACACUGGAAUUAAAGGACCAAGGAAAGUGUGGAGAAAGCCUAACGCUACUGGUAGUAGUAGUAUUGAUGGUAGCCGCUUAUUUACAGCUAAUAGCAAUGGAGAUAACAAAGUUACUAGUAAUAGUCCUGUAUACCAUCGUCACUGGGAAAAAUCAAGUUGUGGUUCUACUUCUUACCUUAGGGAACCGAAUUUUGUGUCUAAUUUAACUUCACAAAAGACUAGAAAUAAAUCAAGUAACAGUGAGAAGUGCAAGGAAACUGAAAACAAACUUGUACCUGGUGGUAAUAUUUCUAACUUUACUCGUAAAGAUCUGAGAAAAGUUGUACAGCAGAAUGGGACGACAAAGAACCGGAAGAAAGUUCAUUCCAAGAAAGCUACUCGAGUCUUAUCUUUGAUGAAGGGCGGAAACCAAGAUAUUUCCUUGGAAGCUGAGAAAUGUCUGUCAGGUGAUGUGUCAAUAGAUGUUCCUUACUCAGAGCAAAUAUUACAAGAAUCUUCAACAACUAGUGGAUUUGAAAAUAGUUCAUCUUGUGUGCCAGAUUUCACAAAAUCAGACUCUGAGGCUAAUGGCUUUCCUGAAUCUGAGAAAGUACAAUCAAGGAAUUCAACCUCCCCUUGGCAACAUCUACCAGAUGAAAUUUGGUUGCAAAUAUUUUCCAAUCUUAGCAAUCAUGCUAGAUUCCAUUGUGCACUGGUAUCAAAACGAUUUAACCGUAUUAUUCAAGAUGAAUCUCUAUGUAAGUUGAUAUUUCUUAUUCUUUCUUUGCUUCUCUAAAUUUACAUUUCCUCA